GGGGGUAAGCGGCCUCAGUUGCAGCCGGGUCAGGGGCCCGAGUAUCACUGCAAGCACACCGGCAGCUGCGCAGGCUUAAAGGCGCCCAUCCGUCCAACCACCUGGUGAACCGCCAACCACCGGACGCGCGCCGCCUGCCCUAUAUAACCACGCCGGUCGCAGCUGGGCGUGACAUCUGCAGAAGAACCGUCGGUCAGGGGAUGCGAGUGACAGGCGCGGCCGUGCUGCUGCUGCUGGUGGCUCUGGCGCCGCCCCCGGGGGCGGACGGACGGCGGGGGCGCACGCGGGGGCGGACCAAGUCCCGCGCGCAGAUCGGCCUCCCGGUCACUGGCCAGUACCGCGACGCCGAGACCGACAAGUACUACAACAACAACAACGGCGCCAAGAUCGUGAACUGGUCGCACUUUGACUAUGAGUACACACUGGGCCAGAAGAUCGUCUUCAUGUGCGUCGCCAAGGGCAACCCCAGACCCGCCAUCACCUGGUUCAAGGACGGUACCGAGUUGUACGCGCACUCCUACCUGCAUGUUCACGAGUGGGCAAUCGGCAAGGACCAGAUAAAGUCGAAACUGGAGAUCGAUCCGGCAACGCAGAUGGACGCGGGGGUGUACGAGUGUUCAGCCGACAACAUGUACUCCAUAGACCGGCGGAGCUUCAAGACCGACUUCAGCAUCGCCUUCGACUAGCCACGCGUCCACG
Schistocerca nitens (vagrant locust) is the source of this 699-nucleotide messenger RNA. Its product is annotated as immunoglobulin domain-containing protein oig-4-like. NCBI's taxonomy places the organism in Eukaryota, Metazoa, Arthropoda, Insecta, Orthoptera, Acrididae. The record is from RefSeq and is a predicted model, not a curated record. Gene Ontology annotation, biological process: cell-cell adhesion. The transcript is spliced from 4 exons. Gene Ontology annotation, cellular component: cell-cell junction. Bases 201 to 686 code for a protein of 161 amino acids. Gene Ontology annotation, molecular function: cell adhesion molecule binding.